Messenger RNA from Diorhabda carinulata, 1145 nucleotides. RefSeq names its product tubulin-specific chaperone C (gene TBCC). Lineage: Eukaryota; Metazoa; Arthropoda; Insecta; Coleoptera; Chrysomelidae. Gene Ontology annotation, biological process: tubulin complex assembly; post-chaperonin tubulin folding pathway. The record is from RefSeq and is a predicted model, not a curated record. The coding region runs from base 1 to 1005 and encodes 334 amino acids. Gene Ontology annotation, cellular component: cytoplasm. The transcript has a single exon. Gene Ontology annotation, molecular function: tubulin binding.
AUGAAUUCUGGUAUAACUUUAGAUUCAGUAAACGAAAAAACUAAUAAAUUAAAUUUGUUAACUAAAAGAGAAGUUGAACGUCAACUGAAUUUACAAAAACGAAAAGACAACAAAGAUUUACUAGUUGCCGGUAAUGAAAAAUUGGAAUUUUUUGAAACAAUAUUUACUGAAAAACGAUCUUAUAUAGAAAACAUGAUCAACAUUUCCAAAAGUGUGCCAGUUAAUGAAUUACCAGACCAUUUUAAUGAAAUUUUAAAAGAAAUAGUUACUUUACAGAAAUAUGUAGCAGCUUCAAGCAUUUUUAUAAGAAAUUAUGACAUGCAAAGAUGCCAAAAUGUAUUACAGGAACUAACAGUAAAAACAAAACAAUUGGAAGAAGAGUUGCUACCAAAAAAGAAAUUCUCUUUUAAGAACAAGAUGAAGCAAAAGUCUAAAUCAACAGAAAUUAGGAAUAAAAGUAUCGAUGAUGUUGAUUUCAAACUGAAAAUUGAACCAGUUAAAAGCAAUACAGGAUUUCUAAGUAGAUGUAAUGAAAAACUCACUUUAAACAAUUCCGAAUUGUUCAAAAAAGAUGUUAGCUUAGAAAAAAUGGAAUCAUGUACAGUAUUUUUAAAAGGCAGUCCUUCCACUUUACAUCUUAAUCAUUUAAAAAACUGUAAUAUAUUUUCUGGUCCAGUCAGUACAUCAAUUUUUGCAGAAAACUGUGAAAACUGUACAUUAGUUAUAGCUUGUCAGCAAUUAAGAUUGCACAAUUCUAAAAAUACUGAUAUAUAUCUUUACGUCACCAGCAGAGCUAUAAUGGAAGAUUGCAAAGAAAUUAGAGUGGCACCUUAUAAUUGGAAAUAUGAAAGCAUAGCUAGUGACUUUGAAAAUGUUGGUUUUGAUACUGCUGUGAAUAAUUGGACUUGUAUUGAUGAUUUCAACUGGCUCAAUCAGAAACAUUCUCCUAAUUGGAAGGAGAUUGAAGAUGUAGAAAGAAUUCAAAACUGGAAUCAUUAUUUAUAGAUUCAUUGUAACUUAGUAGUUAACAUUUAUUAAACAAUUUGCUUCUGCGACUUAUCUUGACUGUGUGAUUUUUUUAAAUGUACAGAAUUAAAAUCAUAUUGUACCAAUUCAGGAUAUUGUUAAUAAAUGCAUUCUCAAAA